Molecule: messenger RNA, 3432 nt
Organism: Mercenaria mercenaria
Lineage: Eukaryota; Metazoa; Mollusca; Bivalvia; Venerida; Veneridae
Product: leucine-rich repeat-containing protein 74B-like
Exons: 13
Coding region: 461-2308 (615 amino acids)
Molecular function (GO): calcium ion binding; protein binding
Source: RefSeq, a predicted model, not a curated record
UUCAUCUGGCGUUUAAAACAUUUCUAUAGUGUCAUGCUGGUUCUAUACAUUUCUUAUUGGAAAAAUUCAGUUAAAACACUGAAAAUACAUUAACGGAAGAACAAAAAGCAGCCGUUAAGGGUUAAUGGAAUUCAAAAGAAUGUUGAAGGAGUAAAGAUAUCAUGAAUCUGAUGACAUCAAGAAAUACUUAAGUUAUUGAAAACAAAUCCAUGAUUUUAAGAGCUGAUUGUUGCAAAUACAAUUGCUUCUCCGCGCAUCAAAGCAGACUCUGCGAACGGAAAUGGUUUAACGUUUAAUUAAACAUUUUAAGGACUUCCUUGAAACUGAACUUGAUUUUAUAGAAGUAGAAAAAAGCGGGGCGAAUUUUCUGCCAUUGGAAAAUCGAUCUUAAUCUAGUGAAAAUGUUAAAAACUUUACGGGAAUAAAGCAUCUAAAUUAUUCCAUCUAAAGAAGUGGAAACAUGGAAGGGGAAAAGGUCGAGUAUGACGCCAGAUCCAAGCAGUUCGACAUAUGGGGUCUGAUCAGGCGGUCCAAUCAAACAGACCCUUACAUACUCAUGGCGAAACAUCGGAUGAAUAAAAGUCCUACCAAACGAGCAAAGACCGCUGGCAAGUUGAUUGGCCGACGGCGUCGUCGUGUUUCUACUGCUGAAAGCGUUGACGGCGAUUCCAACAGAAGCGUGGCGAGCCUUGAUAUGUAUGAUGACGGCCCAGAAGAUUUUGAUUUCGAUGCUGAAGAGGAAGUUCAUGACAUGCGCACGCCGACGGAACAUUGCCAGGACAUGUACGUCAAAGCGUGCAAGGAGUAUGGCGUACAUCCGGUAGCAAACUUUCACCACGCACUCAAAACAGACAAAUGCGUGUUACGGCAUCGCCAAAUGACCGCGGAUGAGAUCAAAGCAAUAGCCGUAGCUUUAGUUGGAAAUGGCAGUAUAGAGACACUAGACCUUUCAGACAAUGAUAUGGGCCCAAAGGGUACUGAAUAUCUGGCUGAUGCCCUGCGAGAAAACACUUUCAUUAGAAAUCUGGGCCUGGCAGACAAUAACCUUGGUGCAGAAGGAGUAAAGUGUAUUGUGGAUAUAAUUGUCAAGCAGGAUACUGUUAACAGCCUUAGCAUUGCUGGAAACGGACUCCGGGAGUGUGAUGCCGAGGUCAUUCGUCCAUUGAUUGAGAACACGAUACAUCUAAAGCAUUUGGAUAUUUCACACAACCAGUUACGGGAGGCCGGGGGAGAGAUGAUAGGCGAAGCCCUCCUUUAUAACGACACUAUGGAGAGCUUGGAUCUCAGCUGGAACCAUCUACGCAGAGACGGUGCUUGUUUUAUCGCAGACGGGCUUUCGGAAAACAUUUGUCUGAAAAAGCUGAAUAUUGCCUGGAACGGGUUUUACUUGGACGGGUGCAAAGCGUUAGCUAAGGCGCUCGAAGAAAACAAGACUCUCACAGAACUGGAUCUCACGUGCAAUAGGGUCAGUAAGGAAUGCUUGGAAAAGUUGAUAGGAGGCUUAAAAAGAAAUACAACCCUAGAAAUAUUACGACUUGGGUGGAACCCUAUAACUCCUCAAGGUGCCAUGACGAUACUGGAAUUCCUACGAGACUACAAAUCUUCUGGAAUAAAAGAACUUGAUCUUACGGAUCAGCUUGUAGAGCCAGCGUUUGUUGCUUUGCUUGGUGAAAUAGAAGCGACGAGAGAACUAAAGGUCGUCUUUGGACAGGUCAAAGGUCAAGACACGCGAGGGGACGACGAUGAUGAAAAGCAACUUAUGGAUGAGAAUCCUAUAAUUGUUCUAAUGGAAUUUGGUAAACUCAUGGGAUUCCGCCUUAUGGACCUUUUUGCAGCACUUGACAAGGAUGGCAGCAAAUCACUGGACCAUGAUGAAAUUAGGACAGGAUUAAGGAUGGUCAACAUUCCAUUGAGUGACAAGUGUAUAGAAGUUUUAAUUAACAAACUCGACGUCGAUGGAGAUGGUGAAAUUGACUUCGGAGAGUUAAUGGCAGCACAGACUGAGCAUAGAAAGAAGAUGAGCAAGUUUUACGCGGCCCAGGAAGGCGAUGUUGACAUAGAAGAUACUGAAAUUGGCAGAGUGCGUAUCAAACUUUCACGGCUGAUGGCCAAGAAGAUGUCAGGAAAUCCUGCUUUCAAACGUAGUGUAGAACAAAUGAAACUUUUGUUGCAUGAGCAAGAAGGGCAGCAAAAAUUUGCCGAGAAAAUGACCGAUGGUUUAGCCCAACGUGCGGAAAGGGCUGCUUCGAAAAUUCCAAAUUCGUCCUUUUCCGAAAAGAUGAAAGUAUGGAAACCAAUGAGCACAUAAAUUAAAAGUAAAAAGUACUAGUAAAGAUUUCAAAAUUUGCAAAAUCUCAGAGUGAAAGUAAGACACGAAAAGCUUUCGGGACAUUUAGGAAAAAAACAGACGACAGUGUCUUUGGGUUUUCCUGUUUAGCUCCGAAGUAGCCCUUUACGUACGAAUGUAAGAAAAAAAGAGUUUGUGAAUGAAAAAGGUCCGCUUUUUCUAACUAGUUAUCUACCAUAAAUGAAAGCGAACUUUCAAGCCAAACGUGUUUAUUCUUUUCCAUUUUGAUAACAUUUUUACUGUAAUGAUAUUUACAUGAGCAACAGGCAGCUUUAAUCUGACAUAUCAUGUAUUCCAGCGUAAUUACAAAAGUCAAUUCUCCAAAACUGAUGAGCAAAACUUAAAAUUUGCUCGGCAAGUUUGCUCAAGCUAUCGCAACUUUUAUCUUUCUGAUAACUUGUUUUCUAUUACUUUUUAUGCGUUUCUGUGACUUUUUUACGACAUUGUUCUGUUGCUUAUCAUAACAAAUCUCAUAAAUUAAUUAAUGCUUAUAUACCUUUUUUAAAGAUGACAGAAAUAUUUUAAUUGAUAUGCUAAAUACAUCUUGCCAUUUUGAUUUAUCUCAACUCUAGAAAGAAGUACAUUUUAUGUUUAAGUACUUGGAUACUAUUUUUAGGCUAAACUAAAUAAAUAAUUUGGAAACUCAAAAUCUGAAAAAAUAAUGUAAAACAAUCCUUAGGUCAGGUACAACUUGGACUUUUUAUUGAUUCUAAAACCUAUGCUAAAUAGUUAUAUCUUGGUAGGUAAGAUUAAAUUUUGCGUUUCAGCACACAAAGCUAUUGUAGCAGAGAAGAAAAAGUUCGAAGUUCCUUAUAAUUAUUCUUAAAUAUUUGAAUCUUUUGCUUUCAAAGACACUUCAUUUCUUUUAGAUGUUUUUAUUUCUGUUGUUGCAAAAUCUAUAUAUGUCUGUCUAUAUUAUGCACAUAUCAAAAUAUUAAUUUUGUUUGCUCUUACCAGUUGAUAUUUUCUUUUGUUUUUGCGAGCCUUUUAUAUAUUUGAUUGUUAACAAUAACAUAUUGUUGUUAAGUUGUUAAUGAUGCUUAUUAACAUGUAAACAUGUGCCAAAAUAAAGCGUUUUUCAUAGA